AUGUCGCAGUCUGGUUCAGGAGGGGUGAACGAUAGCCACCAGGAGCAGAACCAGGUCGGACAAACGAUGGAGAACCAGCAGACGUCGUGUCAGAACGGUCGGGCCGAGCCGCCUGCCGAUAAUGCCAAACAAGAUUUGUCAAAUGGCUUCGAAAACCGUACCAUAGAGUAUGACAGAUUCUCUCAAGACAGGGCACAGCAGACCAAGUCGAUCGGCCAGACUCAGAGCCAAGAGCAACAGCAACAGCAGCAACAACAACAGCAGCAGCAACAGCAAACUGAGCAGACCGGUCAAUACCCGAUUGGAAGGAAGCAAGCUGUGGUCGGUGUUCCCGAAGACAGACAUCCACCGACUGGACAACUUCCUCCUCAACAGUACGGGCAAGAAAAGUCUACGGCACCGGAGAGAACGCAGAACGUGUCUCAAACUAGCACUCAAACCCUUCCUGUUCAAGCUCAACCCCAAUUCGUGCCCGAUUACGAUCAGACCCAGUACACACAGAUACGAAGCCAGUUCGAGGUGAGACCGCAGAUGUAUCCUCAACAAGCGCAAUACGCGGAGCGUGCCGGUUACGUGACCCGAGACGUGACGUACAGGGAUCCCACGUUGUACCAAGGAGGCGCGGCGAAUCCCAUGUUCACCGGUCAAGGUCAGUACGUAACGGUUCAACACGGGUCGCAAAUACCCCCUCAAUCCGCCAGUCCUCAGCCGCCGUACUUCUCAGGCGUGGUGGUGCCUCAACCGACUGGCUACGCCCAAUACGGUACCCAGCCCCAAUACCCUUACACCCAAUAUCCCCAGACAAUGAUGAACGCGGUACCGUACACACCCCACGCGGGAAUUUACCCGGGUCAACAGUUCGGCCAACAAUCGCCCAAUCCUCAGAGAUUCUCGCAGGAGUUGGGUCAAUACCAGACCCAACCGAUCAUCCAACCGAUCGCCCAGAACGUGACCCACGGUCUCGCGAUGGCAACUGGCGAGCGACCGAGUCGUGGGCCGAAACCCAUGGUUCCCCCCCGAGGCAACUCGAAGAUCACGCACGACACCGGGCACAGAAAAUCGGCGAGCGUCGACGUGGCCGGGAUGCAGAAGCCUAAAUACGAUCCCGGUCAAAAUCCUGUCCCGCAGGAGCAGCAGAUCCAUCGGAGCGACGGGGCGAUAAUCGUCCAGGGUGCACAGAUAGUGGCCGACGCCCAAGACAGGAGGUAUCUGGCGGCCAUCAAUCAAAAUCCGCGGACACGACAGGACGGGUUGUACGUGGAUACGAACGAGGAUCAGCCGCCACCUGGGCGGGAAAAAAUGUGCGAGGCCGUGGCGGCCGACUGCGGCCUGUACGUGGCCAGGCCUGAACACAGAAAGUCUAUUUCCGUGGACGUUACAUCGAGUUUCCAGCGGCGGAACGACACGAUCACCUUCACGUUCCCCGGUGACGGGAAUCAGGAAAUAUUGAUGCCGGGCAGGAAGGGCGGAAGCAUGGUGGAUCCGAAACGGGUCGAAGCCAAUCAAGUGUAUCCGCCUGAUCAAAGGCGAUUGGACACGAGCUUGAGAGUAUCUCCGAUGGCUUUUGAUACGAGACAAGAGAAUAGGAAGAGCAUAGGGGCGGACAGAAAGCCCGAAUGGGGCAACGUGAGCCCUAAUCAAAGAGUGGCGAUGCCGCAAGAAAACAGGCGAUCCGAUUACUUCGACGAGCACAGGAGGUCGCCUAUGACCAUCGAAGGGAAAAGAAUGGAGGACGUUAGAAGGUCUCCUAUGCCGUUCAUGCCGAUCCGCGAGGGAUCGGCGGAUCGUGGCGGGCAGAAGAGUCCCUCGUUCGUCAAUCAAAAUUUCGAGAAGACGAGGCAGGAGUUGACGAUAUGGGCCGAGCAACGCCAACGGCAGGAGCACGAGAGGAGCAUGAUGCAGAAUCAAAUGAUGUCGACCAGCCCGCGUUCCCGUAAUCAGUCCGAGGAGAGGAGGGAUCCGAGAGGGCAGAUCCAUCAGGCGGCGGACGAUAGGAAGGAAGGGAGAAUGAGCCAGUCGGCCUUUCAACCGAUUCCCAACAUCAGUCAGAGGACGAUAAUGGAGCAACGUCGCCAUUUGCGUCACGUCAGCGCCGAUCUGACGAAACACAUGGAACUAUCGAGGAAGGAGUUCGAGGAGCAGCCUAUUAGCGGAUCCGUGGCGAAUCUGGGACCACCUCCUGCCAGCACGACCUCCUCUCAAAGGGCAAGUCCCAACAUAUGCCAUCAGUAUCCAGCCCUGAGCGAAGCCAAGUUAGAUACCAAGACCGUUCUCACGGUGGUAACGGAUUUCGGUGAAACGAGCUUGGGCAAACCGAUCGAUCAGGUGGAUCACAUAAUUCACAGUCAUCGCAAGAGUCACAAUGUCUCUGGCAACUUAUUGACCCACAGCAAGAGCCAGACGGACAAUCUUCAAAGUCAAUUGGAUCCACAGAACGAAAAGUCCGACACGCUGACGCCGCAGCAGCAACAACAGCAGCAACAACAACAACAACAACAAUUGCAGAAUCAACAGAGCCUGGAUUUAAUUUCAGAGAAGCUGAGCCAAUUCGAACGGCAACAGAGCGAUCUGCAGGCGAAGCUUCAAUGUCUUCAGAGUCAAAAUCAAAUCCUGGACAAAGUGGCGCAGUUUCAACACCAACAGAGCGACUUGCAGGCAAGGCUGCAAAGUCUGCAGGCGCAGAACCAAUUGUGCGAGAAAUUGCAAAGAUCGACCGAUUUUCAACCGCACGGGAUCGGGAACGAGAUCCACCAGAUUCAAUCGAACUCGCUGCCCAACCACCAAGAGCAAUCGUCCGAUAAGAGUUGCCUGACGCAGAACCAGAAUACGCCGCACAGCCAUCAUCAAACGUUAUUGACCGCUUCCUAUUCACAGAACUCUAAUCAUCAAUCCUGCCAAUCGUCUGUCUGCGAGAAGCUAUCGCCAAGGCUGCAACACGAUACCAGCGACCCGAAUUCUAUUCAGAUACCGAACAUGUCGCAGAUGCCGUUGCCGUGUCUGCCGCAAUUCGAGCGCACUGACGCGUCGCGCGCUUCGUUUUCGCAGUUCCAUAGGCUUCAGUGCCAGAUAGACGGCCACGAGGGCGUUUCGACCACCGCCGUCUCCUCCGCUUCCUUCACCGGCACGUUGAAGAAGGUGCCUCCGGAAAAACCACCGAGAACGUCGUUGAUCGUUCAGUCGCCGGAAUCGGAGAGCAACAGAAGCCAGCCAGCCAUCGGAUUGAAGCAGACGCCCAAGGCUCGGCCAACCAUUUUCGGCACUGUGGCCUCGGACCUAAACCCAAAAGAUGGCAACAGUCGAAGGAGCUUGCCACAAACACCAGCUGGCGGUGUGGGUGGAAAAGGAAGCGGAAGUGCUGGCACCGGAUCUGGUAUGGUCAAUGGUUCCGGUACCGAUCAUCAAGAUAUUCGUGACGGUGCUGCUAUAAACACAGAACACGCCUUGGUAUAUCGGGACGGGAAUCUGGUGUCGGGCUCGUUGGAAGCCCUGGUGCAGCAUAUGGUGCCCACCGAGGAAUAUUAUCCCGAUCGAGCUUACCUCUUCGCCUUUUUGCUGAGCGCCAGGCUCUUCAUCAAGCCGCACGAGCUUCUGGGCGAGGUCUGCGCCCUCUGCGAGCAUCAGCAAAACCUGAAUGGAGAGGGUGGCAAGGAACGUCUGCAACGUUUCGUGCCGCGACUGGUACAACUGCUCGCCGAAUGGACGGAAACAUUCCCGUACGACUUCCGGGACGAGAGGGUGAUGAGCCACGUCAGGUCCAUCACGCAGAAGGUCGCUGCGGUCGACGCUGCGGCCAGGCAGGAAGUUUCGGCAUUGCUGCAAAACUUGCUCCUCAGACUGACGGCCCUCGAGAGGUACGAGGAGGGUCUGGCCAGGCUGGCGACCGAGGCAACGACGGAGCAACUCGCCCAGGUGGACAUCACCGAGCUGUGCCCAUCGGCCACGGUCCUCGCCCAGCAAUUGACCCACGUGGAACUCGAGAGGCUCUCGUACAUCGGCCCCGAAGAAUUCGUCCAAGCUUUCGCCAAGGAAUCCCCUCAUCUGGAAACAUCGUUUAAGGAUAUGAAGAAAACGCGCAAUCUCGAAUCGUACAUCCAAUGGUUUAACAGACUGAGCUAUUUCGUCGCAACUGAAGUAUGCAAGCAUCCAAAAAAGAAACAACGAGUCCGGGUGAUUGAAUAUUGGAUCGAAACAGCCCGUGAGUGUUUCAACAUCGGCAAUUUCAACUCCCUGAUGGCGAUCAUCGCUGGUUUGAACAUAUCACCGAUAUCUCGUCUGAAGAAAACGUGGUCAAAGGUGCAACUGGCGAAAUUCUCGAUUCUUGAGCACCAAAUGGAUCCCAGCAGCAACUUUAGCAGCUAUCGCAGCACCCUGAAAGCGGCUAUGUGGCGUAGCGCCGGCGCUACGGACGAACGACAGAGAAUCGUCGUUCCCUUCUUCAGUUUGCUGGUCAAGGAUCUCUACUUCCUGAACGAGGGAUGCAGCAACAAGUUGCCAAACGGACAUAUUAACUUUGAAAAAUUCUGGCAGCUGGCGAAACAGGUUACGGAGUUUAUCGCCUGGAAGCAAGUUGCCUGUCCAUUCGAGAAGAAUCCACGUGUCAUUGCUUUUCUUCAGGCGAGACCGGUGUGGACUGAAAAUGCUCUAGCUUUGGCAUCGUUCGAGUGCGAACCACCAGACAACAAUCCAGAGAAAGAACGUUACAAAGCAUUGAAGUCUGAACUGAACGCUCAGUGAAAAAGAGCAACCAUACACCGCGUCGAAUGGGAGCGAUAUUGAGACAGAGGACGCGCUCUUUUAAAAUUUCGUUCCAAGCAUUAAUCAGCCGAGAAUCUCUCCCGCGAGAAGACGUUAAGAGAAGAGAUACAUCGAGAGAGAGAAAGAGAGAAAGAGAGGGAGAGGGAGAGGAGAGGGAUAAAAAUAGCGGAGAACACUUGAAUCGUGAACGAGAUGCCUGCACGACGAUGAAAAAUGGAGGAAGAGGAGAAAAGAAAAUCCAGAAAAUGCGGCGAUUUGCUCGCGAUCGAUAAACGAUAGAACGAAGGGGAGGGAAAAAAAAUGAUUCAUCGUAGUGAUCUCGCGUCAUUUAAGGACAUCGUUUAGAUACACUAGGAGAAUCGGUGCAGUCGUAGAUAAUUCACGAUUUUAAUUGUUAGAAACUAGAUUCUAAACUUCUUCCUUUCAAUGAUACCUUUCGUGCGUUGAAUAUAUAUAACGCAGUAUAUAUAAAUGAAUUUUUCGAAUCGAGACAAAUUUUCGUAUCGAGUUGAGUUACGAAUUUUUUAAACGUUUUUUAAAUCGAAUUUUCGAAUCGAAAUUCCAUUCUCCAAUCUUUACGAAUUUUCGAAAUCUAAUAAUCGAAUAAAACUUUCAGGAAUUCAACCCCGAGCAUUAUUCUCCCCCAUAUAAUAUCAAAAUUCUUCACAUAAUAUCUCAUCAUCGAAAAACUCUCCGAAUAAAUUCCUCCAAAAUUUCCAACUUUCCAUCGGGCUCGACUGCACCGAUCCAAGAUCGUCGACAGAUCGACGACCCCUAUCCCUCGAUCCAUCAAGAAAGAAACCAAAGUCGAUCUGUCAAAACGAAGAAAGAAAGAAAGAAAGAAAGAAAGGAAGGAAGGAAGGAAGGAAGGAAAGAAAAAAAAAAGAAUUCACACUGAACAGUAUCGCGUAGCAGUAAGUAUAGUUCCUAAGCCCGAGGCCAGAGCGGAAAAACGUUUCACUCGACCACUCUUUACGCGAAACGUAUUCGAGGGAAACGUCUCGUCCGCCUGGUCGACCCCCUUUUUGUACAUAGUCCUUUUGAUAUACGCUAACGAAAACUCCUAAGUGUGGAACAGAGGAUAAUGGAAAAAAGAUAAAAAAAGGAAGAAAUAGGUUCGUUCCUGUAGAGUAAGCUCGAACGUUGUCGUUUUAAGGUUCUAGGUUACACGUAUAGUAGCAGACGACGGUCGUCGUGCACGUACUUAACGAACGAGAAUGGCGUGUAGAAUUGGCAUAAAAGAGAGAAAGAGAGAAGAGAAGGGAGGAUAAUUAUUUGACGAGUUUAGAAAGAGAGGACACUUGCUUGGACAACAUAGGUCCUACAGCUGUUCGCACCGUUUUCGAAAGAAAGGUUUUCAUUGUCCCUACGAUGGAAUCGUUUCGAUUUUUUUCUUUUUCGAAAGUUUCGAACGCGGUGAGAGACGUCCAGCACGCAAGAUUCGAAUAUUUGUUUCGCACACGUGAAGACGAAAAGUUGGUAAAUUUUUCUCGAAUCGAUGAUUCGACUCGAUUCCAUGACGAAGACGGUAUCUGUAAUAGAUAAUUUUUCUGCUGAGAAAUUUCCACGUGGAUGAUAUUUAAAUAAUUUUCGAAUAUUGCGCUUGCUGGGGAAAACUUAACGAGUUCGAAGUUUCGUUCGUCGAUGAAUUUUACCGGGGGACGUUUUUAACGUCACGAAAGCAUCAGAAAUGAUAGAUCGACUUCGGUACGCGGUUGUAAACUGUAAGCGAUAUAUUAGAAAAACUUUAAUGGAAAGUUGGCGAUACCCUGGAAAAUUCACAGGAGGAUUUAUACAGUUUUAUUUAUUUUACCGGUAUCGCGCAAUUCUCUCUACUGGAUAUCGAUAUACGAUUGAAAAAUAAAAAAGAAAAGGAGAAAGCGUAUCGUUCGCAUCGAUGGAACGAAGCUUUCUAUUUUUUUUUUUUUUUUUCUAUGGAAUGAACGUUCGUGUUCGUUCUGGAUUGAAGAAAUCGAACCAGAGGGAAGAAUCUAGAAAAAAAUCUGGGGGAGAUCUAGGGGAGAUCCAGUCGAGUAGAGAAGUCGUAACGAUCAUGCUUUUCGUUUCAUGCGUUCUCCAAAUGAACCCGGGACAAAAAAGGGAAGAAGAAUUUCGAGGAGAUAAAUGACGGCCAGAGGGAAAAGAAUUUUGAGAAAAAAAUAGGGACCAAGAGAGAGAAAGAGAUAGAGAGGGAAAGAGAAAGAAAGUUCGUUUUUCAGAGACACGCGAACAGGAAGAUGAAUCGAUCGUGAUCUGUGCGAAGGAAAUGCAAAAGUAGACUGUCGAACUUUCCGCUCGUUGAUUCGCAGCUUCGCGUACUGAGAGAAACACCAUUGCAGUCAUUAGACAUUUAAGAUUUAAUUUAUAUUAAUUUGGACGAUUCCCUGUCUGUAAUAUCGAAUUUUAAUUUUAUUUUUGUCGAAAUAUACGCGGCAUGAUUGUGAAUCAUUGAUUUGUUCGCGAAAAACUAUUCAUAGUUUAUAAAAUAUGGAAAAACAUGCGUUCACGCAUGGUAAAACGUAUCAUUAAAAAUGUGUACAUUGUUUUAUUUUAAUUUUAUUAUUUAUAGAAACGUAUUGUGUGUUGUACACUUCUCUCUGCACAAUCUUUUUUUUUUUUGUUUUUUUUUUUUGAAACAAGUUGAGCUUUUCGAAUGAACAAAUUAUUGUAGUUUCUUUGGCUUUUAAAUAAUGUAUUCGAUAAAUGUACAAAUA
This is a messenger RNA of Apis laboriosa (Himalayan honeybee), 7469 nucleotides long. Its product is annotated as mediator of RNA polymerase II transcription subunit 12-like. Gene Ontology annotation, molecular function: guanyl-nucleotide exchange factor activity. The coding region runs from base 1 to 4734 and encodes 1577 amino acids. NCBI's taxonomy places the organism in Eukaryota, Metazoa, Arthropoda, Insecta, Hymenoptera, Apidae. The record is from RefSeq and is a predicted model, not a curated record. Gene Ontology annotation, biological process: Ras protein signal transduction; positive regulation of GTPase activity. Gene Ontology annotation, cellular component: plasma membrane. The transcript is spliced from 13 exons.